UUAGCGUUGGUUGGGAAGUUCCCGUUUCCUUGACGGCGAGAAGAGGAGGCAGAAGGGGAAGGAGGAGAGGGAGCGGAGCAUGGCGGCCUCGGUGUCAGAAAAAAGCAAUAAGAAGAAAACAGAGAAGAAACUCGCUGCUCGAGAAGAAGCCAAAUUGUUGGCCAGCUUCAUGGGAGUCAUGAAUAGCAUGAGGAAGCAAAAAACACUGUGUGACGUUAUAUUGAUGGUCCAGGAAAGGAAGAUUCCAGCUCAUCGUGUUGUACUUGCUUCAGCUAGUCAUUUUUUUAACUUGAUGUUUACCACAAAUAUGAUUGAAUCAAAGUCAUUUGAAGUUGAAUUAAAAGAUGCCGAGCCAGAUAUUAUUGAACAGCUGGUGGAAUUUGCUUAUACUGCAAGAAUUUCUGUGAACAGCAACAAUGUCCAAUCGUUGUUGGAUGCAGCAAAUCAAUAUCAAAUUGAGCCUGUGAAAAAAAUGUGUGUAGAUUUUUUAAAAGAGCAAGUUGAUGCUUCAAAUUGCCUUGGUAUAAGUGUAUUAGCAGAAUGUCUUGACUGCCCAGAACUGAAGGCCACUGCAGAUGACUUUAUUCAUCAGCACUUCACAGAGGUGUAUAAGACAGAUGAGUUUCUACAGCUAGAUGUAAAACGUGUGACACAUCUCCUCAACCAAGAUACACUGACUGUAAGAGCAGAAGAUCAGGUUUAUGAUGCUGCUGUCCGAUGGCUAAAGUAUGAUGAGCCAAACCGUCAACCCUACAUGGUUGACAUCCUUGCUAAAGUCAGGUUUCCUUUAAUUUCAAAGAAUUUCCUUAGUAAAACUGUACAGGCAGAGCCACUUAUACAGGAUAACCCAGAGUGUCUCAAAAUGGUUAUAAGUGGAAUGAGAUAUCAUCUACUUUCUCCAGAAGACAGAGAAGAAUUGGUGGAUGGUACCCGUCCAAGAAGGAAAAAGCAUGAUUACCGCAUUGCCUUGUUUGGGGGAUCCCAGCCACAGUCAUGUCGAUAUUUUAAUCCAAAGGAUUACAGCUGGACAGACAUCCGAUGUCCCUUUGAAAAGCGGAGGGAUGCAGCUUGUGUUUUCUGGGACAAUGUAGUCUAUAUUUUGGGUGGUUCCCAGCUCUUCCCUAUAAAACGAAUGGACUGCUACAACGUUGUCAAAGACAGCUGGUACUCCAAAUUGGGUCCUCCGACCCCUCGCGAUAGCCUUGCAGCCUGUGCAGCAGAGGGUAAAAUUUACACAUCUGGUGGUUCAGAAGUAGGAAAUUCUGCUUUAUAUUUAUUUGAAUGCUAUGAUACAAGAACAGAAAGUUGGCACACAAAGCCCAGUAUGCUGACUCAGCGGUGUAGUCAUGGGAUGGUAGAAGCAAAUGGCCUGAUUUAUGUAUGCGGAGGAAGUUUGGGGAACAAUGUUUCUGGAAGAGUCUUGAACUCCUGUGAAGUUUAUGACCCAGCAACAGAAACGUGGACUGAGCUGUGUCCAAUGCUUGAAGCCCGAAAGAACCAUGGGUUGGUGUUUGUGAAAGAUAAAAUAUUUGCUGUGGGGGGGCAAAAUGGCUUAGGUGGCUUAGACAAUGUGGAAUACUAUGACAUUAAGAUGAAUGAAUGGAAGAUGGUUUCUCCAAUGCCAUGGAAAGGUGUAACAGUAAAAUGUGCUGCUGUGGGUUCCAUAGUUUAUGUUCUGGCUGGAUUUCAGGGUGUAGGUCGCUUGGGGCACAUCCUUGAAUAUAACACUGAAACUGACAAAUGGAUAGCCAACCCUAAAGUUCGUGCUUUCCCGGUGACCAGCUGUUUAAUCUGUGUAGUUGAUACUUGUGGAGCAAAUGAGGAGACAUUAGAAACUUGAAGACUUUAGGAUUAUCACAAAGUACUGUUGAAAGAAAGAAAUUGCUACUUGUAAUGUUCUACAUUUUAGUUUUGUCUCGUCAGUCCGUACUAUGGAAACAUUGGAAUGCAAUUCUCCAUUUUUAUUUCAGCUGUUUGCAUAAUGUGGGUUUGCUCAUUCAAGUGCUGUUAUUCAAUUACCCUUCUAUGCACUGGAACUAUUUCAAGUGUCUCCAAACCAAGAUUGAAGACAAAUGAAAAUGUCUGAAGAUACACAAAUGCAAUUUUCCAAAAACAAACCUGUCUAAUGCACAUUGCAAAUUAUUUCAAGAAUAACUUCCUGAAUAAUCUUCAUUUUUCAUUUAAAACUCUGAAAUUCUUCAGGUAGGAAAGGUCCUGAAACAAACUAUUAAUGGUUAUUAAUGCUGCAUGUUUGCUUGAACCAGUGUUCUGGAAAGAUACCUUCUGGAUUACUUCCAUGCCACCUCAUCACAGAACUCAAGUUCUGUAGUUUUGUGUCCCAAUGUUGAAAUAGUUAAAUUAAUUCCAAUUCUAUUAAUCUUCUCUCUAUACUUAGCUGACUCCAGUAACAGAGGAUAUCUGUACAUGAGCAUUCUCUCUUUUUUAAUGCUUGUAUCAUAUAACUAAAAUGGUGUCUAGCAAUAGGCAAAUAAUUUCCUGGACAGACAUUCUUAAUUCCAUCUGUACAGUACUUUAUUCUUUCUAGUACAGUUCUAGUAUAUCCUUUCAACCACACACAUAGGACCUGGUGCUUUUGCUAAGUGCAUCUACUUUCUGAAAUAUUACAAGCAUAAACAAGACUAUGCAGUAAAUUUCUUUUUCUAUUUGCAAGGGGGUAUUGGAGAACUUAAGAAUGAAAACAAGCUUGUCCUUUAGAUGCAUACUAGAAUUUUGGCACAUAUGGGAAAGGUAUGCGUGUGGACAAGGAUACUUCAAUGGAAAAAGUUAGACAUGUCUUUGGCAAUUUCCGUUCUUCAAGUUUUGUCCUGAACUGCAAUCCAUUUUAUUUUGUAUUUUGUAUUUUAAUUGAAAUCUAUGCUAUUUAAAUCUGCAUAGCUCUGAUCUGAUUUCCUUUCCUUGACUGACAUAAAAAUUCAUACUCGUUUCUUACAUGUCAAAUAUAAUAUUGCAGUGGACGUUUCAAAACUAUAAUGUAUGUGUACUUUAAAAGUAUUUAUAAACUUGCAUGUGAGAAAGUGAACGAUAGCACUUAUGUAUAAAACAUUUUGGGGUAUAAACAUACAUUGUUUUGUCUAAUUUUUCUCUACAUAUUUUAAUCCUUUGCAGUCUUGAGAGAGGGAGAUACUAAUUUCUUCUAGGUUGAAACAUUCUGUAUUGAUUAAGGUAUACUUUUGUGUAACUUUUAGUAUUGGCUUUUUGUCAUGAAAACCUGGACUUAGUAUUUUAAACAGCUCUAUGUAUGCUUGCAAAGAGGGAUACAAAUUUAACUUCUUAAGGACUCUUUUAUGUUGGGUUUUAAAACAAAUUCUGAAGCACACUGACAUGCAUUUUUUUCUUGAAUUAACAGAUUAGUGAAGAAUAAAAUAGAAUAUCAAUAAUAGAUUUAAUUCUUACCUAUUAAAGCAAUGAAAAUGCAAUAAGGAACUUACCCAACUCAUUAACAAAUAGGGUUCCUUUAUUGUGUAUCUUCAAACAAGGACAGUUUCAUAAAAACAGUAUAAAUUAAUACAACUUGUAUUGUUUUCCAUAGGUUUAUACUUCUCCAUGUUAUUUAUCUAGGCAGAAUGUGACAAAUCUAUUUCACUGUGAGGUCUUAGUAUAUGAACAUUAGGUGCAAAAAGUUUUGAUUGUUUUUGUGUACUGGUGGGUAUCUAUUGAAAAAUCUUGUAUACUGAAUAAUUUUGUUAUGUAUCAAAAUUUUGGAAGUGAAGCAAAUACCUCAAUGAGGCUUUGUGGG
Messenger RNA from Python bivittatus (Burmese python), 3757 nucleotides. RefSeq names its product kelch like family member 7 (gene KLHL7). Gene Ontology annotation, molecular function: protein binding. Gene Ontology annotation, cellular component: Cul3-RING ubiquitin ligase complex. The record is from RefSeq and is a predicted model, not a curated record. Gene Ontology annotation, biological process: protein ubiquitination. NCBI's taxonomy places the organism in Eukaryota, Metazoa, Chordata, Lepidosauria, Squamata, Pythonidae.